This is a messenger RNA of Aspergillus bombycis, 1815 nucleotides long. RefSeq lists its product as uncharacterized. The transcript is spliced from 6 exons. NCBI's taxonomy places the organism in Eukaryota, Fungi, Ascomycota, Eurotiomycetes, Eurotiales, Aspergillaceae. Bases 1 to 1815 code for a protein of 604 amino acids. The record is from RefSeq and is a predicted model, not a curated record.
AUGUCGAAGAAAUCAGGGAUCAAGAAGCAGCCCACGCACCUGAAAUCUGAUAUACGUCAAGCUAUCAGGGAUAUGUAUUCGAAGAGGGGCCAGGUCGACAAGGAAGCAAUCAAAUCUAGGUUUCUUGCCAAGUACCCAGAUCAAGCGAGUCGUAUUAACCAAGUCGUGGUCGACUAUGCUUUCUCUCUGCAGCAGCGUAGUGGAAAGGAUGUAGAGACACAGUCUGAGCCGUCAAAGACCUACAACCAUCAAAAUGAGGGAGAGAAUAAGGGAGCAGAUGAUGCCACAAGAUGUGACAGAAAAGCGAGCCCAGAGAAAGACAUAAGCAACGACAUUGUGAACAAAGAGAAGCAGAAUGGCCAUGCAAUUUUACAAGACUUCCAGGAUUACCUUUCGGUCAAUAAUCGAAAUGGAAGUGCGUCGUGUUCCACCUCAUCGACCGUGCCUUCUCUGGAAAACCAGAUGUGCUUCCUGAAGCCUAACGAUCAAGAUGACUGUAUUACCAAGGACCAGAAUUAUACUAUUGCCCAGAACGCGAUUCUGAUAUCCUCUAUUGCAAGUGUUAUGCCACCUCAAUUUGCUCUUAUGGGUGGAUUAAGGGCUCGGCAAUCAGUGUUACCCCCGGAUCCUAGAGUUAUGCUAAACACAAACGUACCAUUCUCGGCCUUUAUAUGCGGGGUCCAAGGCAGCGGAAAGUCUCAUACCACAAGCUGCAUAAUCGAGAAUUGCUCCUUGUCAUUGCCCAUUUUAGGAGCUCUGAAGCAGCCACUCUCCACACUGGUGCUCAACUUCAAUGAGUACAGUUCGAAUGUUAGUGCCCAGCCGUGCGAAGCUGCAUUCCUCUCUUCGGUUUUGCCGGAAUGGUCGAAGCAUGGACUCUCCAUCCCCGUUCGAGUCCUGGUGCCUCCGUCGAAUUUCCACAAUCUCAAGAAAAUAUACUCCCAGAUACCAAAUGUUGAUGUUCAACCAUUCAGACUCAAGACACAUCACUUGAAUAUCAGUACAAUGUUAUGUCUUAUGUCCAUCGGAAAGGAUAGCCAAAUGCCCUUAUACAUGAGCCAGGUAGUCAGAGUGCUCCGUGAAAUGGCUAUUGAAAACAAGGGAGGAACUUUUGAUUAUCUCGAUUUCAGAAGACGUCUAGAGGAUCUCAAGCUAGACCGCAUGCAAACACCCUUUUUACAUCAGAGAUUAGAUCUACUUGAUUCCUAUCUAGACCUCAAAGAGGAGCACAAUAGCGACUACUUCACCGACGGCGGCAUCACUAUCUUGGAUUUGUCUUGCCCAUUCAUGGAUCAGGCUACCACCUGUAUCCUUUUUCGUAUUGCUAUUGAUCUCUUCCUUCAUGCCCAUCCCUCGCGGGGUAAGAUGAUCGUGGCAGACGAAGCUCACAAGUACAUGAGUGAAACACCAGCGGCCAAGGACUUGACCGAGACAUUCCUUAACAUCAUUCGCCAGCAACGCCACCUAGGGGUUCGGACCGUCAUCUCCACGCAGGAGCCGACCAUCUCGCCGCGGCUGAUUGAUCUUUGCUCUAUGACAAUUAUCCAUCGGUUUACAAGCCCUGAGUGGUAUAGGACCAUCAGGAAGCACGUCCCUAUUGGUGACCAAAACAAUAGCAGCAGUUCUGAACUAUGCCUUGAUGGGCUUCACGAGAUCGCACGUUUGCAAACCGGGGAGGCUUUGGUUUUUGCACCCUCUGCCCACCUCCUGGAUGAGAAAAGCUCUGUAAUCAAUGCCGCACACAAAGUUUUUAAAAUGACAAUUCGAAAGCGUAUUACCUGGGAUGGCGGAAGGACAAUUUUGUGUGUUCGUUGA